This is a messenger RNA of Protopterus annectens (West African lungfish), 5634 nucleotides long. RefSeq names its product matrix metallopeptidase 2 (gene MMP2). The record is from RefSeq and is a predicted model, not a curated record. The transcript has 13 exons. Gene Ontology annotation, biological process: tissue remodeling; response to hypoxia; proteolysis. Bases 196 to 2193 code for a protein of 665 amino acids. Gene Ontology annotation, molecular function: metalloendopeptidase activity; zinc ion binding. Lineage: Eukaryota; Metazoa; Chordata; Ceratodontiformes; Protopteridae. Gene Ontology annotation, cellular component: extracellular matrix.
UAGUUUCCAAACUUUUGCAGUCUGGAGGUUGUGCGUCUGGUUUUUAAAGCAUGCAAAGGAAUGUCAGAACAAGCAAAACAGCAGGGCACACAGGGAGUUAGGAUGUCUGCUUAAGAACAGUGGAGAUUUUAUGCACAGGGAUCUUUUUAACAGACAUAUUUUUCUUGUAGCAGAGGAGGCAGAAACUUGAACAAAAUGAAGGAAAUAGUAUUUGGAAUUGUGCUGAAGCUAGCUUUGAUCGAUCUUCUAAUUUUGCAGGAAACGUUAUCUGCACCAUCACCUAUCAUUAGGUUUCCUGGGGACUCCUCUCCUAAAACAGAUAAGGAAUUGGCAGUGCAAUAUCUAAAUAAAUUCUAUGGGUGUCCAAAAGAAAAGUGCAACUUGUUUGUACUUAAAGAUACUCUGAAACAGAUGCAGAAGUUUUUUGGAUUGCCACAAACUGGAGAGAUGGACCAGAAAACCAUUGAAACAAUGAAGAAGCCCCGCUGUGGUAACCCAGAUCUCGCAAACUACAACUUUUUCCCUGGCCGGCCUAAAUGGGAAAAAAAUGAUCUUACCUACAGGAUUUUGGGAUACACACCAGACCUGGACUCAGAGACUGUGGAUGAUGCCUUUGCACGUGCCUUUCAAGUCUGGAGUGAUUACACACCUCUGAGAUUUACUAGAGUUAUGGACGGAGAGGCAGAUAUCAUGAUUAACUUUGGUCGCUGGGAACAUGGAGAUGGAUAUCCAUUUGAUGGCAAAGAUGGGCUCUUGGCACAUGCAUUUGCACCUGGACAAGGAAUUGGAGGCGAUUCUCAUUUUGAUGAUGACGAACUCUGGACACUUGGUGAAGGACAAGUUGUAAAAGUAAAGUAUGGAAAUGCUGAUGGGGAAUUCUGUAAAUUUCCAUUUUUGUUCAAUGGAAAAGAGUAUGAAACGUGCACAGAUGAAGGACGUUCAGAUGGAUUUCUAUGGUGCUCAACAACAUACGACUUUGAUUCUGAUGGGAAAUAUGGAUUUUGUCCACAUGAGUUACUCUUCACAUUGGGUGGAAAUGGUGAAGGACAGCCAUGCAAACUCCCUUUCAAGUUUCAAGGCACGUCCUAUGAUAGCUGUACAACAGAAGGAAGAACUGACGGAUAUCGCUGGUGCGCUACAACUGAUGACUAUGACAAGGACAAGAAGUAUGGAUUCUGUCCAGAGACAGUCUUAUCAACAGUUGGAGGCAAUAGUGAAGGUGCCCCAUGUGUGUUUCCAUUCACCUUCCUUGGGGAGAAGUACCAGUCCUGCACAACUUCCGGACGUAGUGAUGGCAAGUUGUGGUGUUCUUCUACAAAGAGCUAUGAUGAUGACAGGAAGUGGGGGUUCUGUCCUGAUCAAGGUUACAGCCUAUUUCUGGUUGCAGCUCAUGAAUUUGGCCAUGCGCUGGGCCUGGAGCAUUCCCAAGAUCCAUCAGCUUUAAUGGCACCGAUGUAUUCCUAUAUAAAGAGCUUCAAACUUCCUCAGGAUGACAUCAGUGCAAUUCAGACACUGUAUGGCCCAGGUAGUGGAAAACCAGUUCCUCGACCACCUCCACCACCACCACCACCACCACCAGGGCCAACACAAGUGCCCGUUUCUCCUGUGGACUUGUGUAAGGAGGAUAUUGUGUUUGAUGCAGUAUCCCAAAUAAAGGGGGAAACAGUCUUCUUCAAAGACAAACUCCUAUGGAAGACCACAAAUCCCAGGAAAAAGCCCACAGGCCCUUCCCUUGUAACUUCUUUUCGGUCUGGACUGCCAGAAAAAAUUGAUGCUGCAUAUGAGUUACUUCAGGAAGACAAAUCAGUUUUUUUUGCAGGAAACAGGUACUGGGUAUACUCUGGAACUACUCUAGAAAGAGGAUUUCCAAAGCAGAUUUCAACACUUGGCCUGCCUGCAGAUCUGCAACAUGUUGAUGGUGCUUUUAACUGGAGGAAAAAUAAGAAGACCUACAUUUUUGCAGGCGAUAAGUUUUGGAGGUACAAUGAAGUAAAGAAUAAAAUGGAUCCCGGCUUUCCAAAAUUAAUAGCAGAUGCCUGGAAUGGUGUGCCUGACAAUUUAGAUGCUGUAUUUCAGUCCAACAGUAGUGAUCACAGCUAUUUCAUCAAGGACUGGUAUAGCCUUAAACUGGAAGACAACACCCUAAAGAUUGUUAAAGUUGGAAAUGUGAAAAAUGACUGGCUAGGUUGCUGAUCUGUAUUAUAUGCAGCAAACCAACAGUGCAUAACCUGUUUUUCCCCUGUCAAAUCUCCAGUCAGAGGUAGAGCAAAAUUAAUAAUAAUAGGCCGGUCUGGCACUGGUAACUGGUAGUAACUACCCAAGUAUCAGAUAUUAUUUUAAUCUCAGUCAAGGAAUCUUGUUUUAGAAAAGCAAGUAUCAAAUGUGAUCCUUGGAAUGAGGCAUUAAAAUGUAUUAAGCCACCUAUGAAUGUAAUAGAAAUUUAAAGUAACAGGCAGUUCUCUUGUUUGGUAAAGACUCUUAUUAGUCUAUAGAAUUAUUUUCUAACACUGAGUAUUCUGAAUUUGUGUUUUUUUACUGAAUGUCACAUGGUAUUGGAUUCAAGGAUUUUGGAAAUAAUUAAUAUUGAAAUCUUAUGAACACAUAAAUGUUACAUCAAUGGAAGUUUAUGAGUAUUUCUUAUGUAGAAUCACAUGAGUGACCUUUCUCUUUUGAUCUGUUAGCUACUUUGUUCAGUAAUACUAUCGUCCCUACCUGAAACUGCUUACAUCUUUACACAUCUAUUUAUGUAAAUCCUUAAACUAAAAUUAUGUUCCACUUAUCCAGCAUUGGUUGUCAGUUCUACUUUUAACACUGCUUUGUGGUGUAUGUCAUGUACUCCUUAACUGAUUGUUCUAGUAAAUAAGAUUAGUCUUAAUUAUUUGCAUUACAUUUGCAAUACCAUAGCGUGAUCUUACGACAAGUGGAAAUUAGGAUUGUAAUUAAACCAUUCACAGCUUGGACAAUUUCCAUUACACUUAGUAAAAAGGAAAAGAUGCUUUUAUAAUCAGUUUGACUGAAAAUGAAAUGAGGACAGAAUGCUUGAAAAUUAGUAUAUAACAAGUUGGAAAACAUCAUUAUCUGUAAUUUUCUAAUCUCAAAGUUGACUUAUACACAUUUUACCAAAAUAAAUAGGAUCAGUGGUUUAUAUUCAAAUGUAAAUUUACAGUCUCAAGAACAUGCCAAAAAUAUGCACAAAAGCCUGCUAAAUAAUAUUGCAAGAAAUGAAGUCUCUUUAUUCUAGACAGAAAGUGAAAAAAAAAUAGUAAAUGAAUAAUUGAAUCUAUUUAGCUUUGUGGCAGAUAGGACUUGAUGAAUUACUGGCCAUGGCUGUUGAUACUUGUGUCUGCAAAUUACACGAAUAUUUAACAAAAGUGUACUCCUGACCUAAUGUGAUUAGUUGAAAUCCUUUUGAUAUUUUACUGGCACCCUUUCUGAUCUUCAUUCAUCUGUUAAGCAGCUUGGAAUCAUAUUACUUUAUGAAAUAAAGACUGAUUGAAAUGUAUUUCACUGGACAGGACACAACUAAAUUACAUUUAGGUAGAUAUGUAAUUUGUUUCUCAAGGCUUUCAACAAUGUAGAGUUGGAUAUUUAAAAUGGCUUGUAUACAGAGAACUCCAUAUUUAAUGACAUUUCAGAUUUGAACAUGAUCAUUUUACAAUGUUUGACAAGUUCCAUUUGGAAAACUUAGAGGAGAUGCAAACAGUUAAAGUCAAACAAAAUGCUGCCUGUAGUAACAUAGUAUGGCCCUUUGUUUAGCUGCUUCACAACGUUAAGCCAACUCACAGAUCCAAACAAUAACAAGGAAAUGCCUCCCAGACUAGGAAUAUAAAUUAUGGCACAAAACCAAUCAAGUCUCCAUCCAUAAGUGUGCUUGAGGUACUUGUUGUAACCCACUUUUCACUAUAUAACUCACAAAAAAAAACAUAGACAAAACAAAAACCUUUUUGAAAUACCACAGAGAAUGCUGAUGUUUUUGUUCUCUGCAGAUCAAGAAGCUGAACAGCCUCUGUUGGGACAACAAAUCUGCUAAAAACUAGAAUGCUGCUGCUGCUGAUGAUGAUGAUGCAAACUCUCUUGUUUACACAAGGGAGUUUACUGAUACAUGCCUGGGUGUAAUAGAAACUGGAGACUGUCAGGUUUACAUAGACACAUCUAACAGAGCCCUCACCUUUGCAAGCAGUUACAGAUACUGAAUAACAGAGGAGGAAUGGUUAGAAAAUUGUAAACGCACCCAUUUGCCCUGCACCAUGCAACAUCUGGCUGCAGAAGUCCUUGCCAAUUUGUUACCCAUUCCUUACAGGUUAUGCCAGUAAGGAUUGUUUUGAGUCUGAUGCUCAUAAUGGGGAAAUAGAUCAAAACUAACUACAGUCUAUGAGAAAGCUGUAUGUUCAACAUACUAAUAAGGUAUUUUCCAGGAAUGUUGCCCACAGAUAUUUCUGUCUGUAAAUCAGCGCUGUUAUCAUAAGCAGCUAGAUAUGUUAAUCAGUUUAUUAGCCUCCAUUUUGAGGGGUGUCUGAAUGACCCAUUGUCAGUGUACCAAGCACAAAGAAAAAUUAAUGUUGUAUUCUGUUAACAUGACCCAUUUGACAUUUUUGUAUAUGGCAUGUACACUAAGGCAUGUCUUCCGGUAAAAAUGCAUUUCAUUCACAAUAUUGAUGGGAUAUGGCGAUCUAGCAAUCCCACAGCAUAAGUUAACAUUCAGAGAAGUUAGGUAAUGCGUGUCAGACCUCUGUCUGACUAGUGUACUGAGGAAUUUUGCUUUAUACCAACAAAGAGGCUCUAUGGGACCAGUGUUUGAUAUGCACUGAAGUGGAAAAAAAUCCUCAAAUCCUUCUUCCUUCUGAUCACUGUUCAAAAAGAAAAAAAGUAGUUUGUUAUUUAAUUUAAUCAUCUAAACUGAGAACUGUAAUUCUUUUCUUUCUGCUAAUUUCUGUUAAUUACUGAAUAAAUAUGCACUCCUUUAUAUCAAGUCCUUGUAGAAUGUGCAUUACAAAGAUACUGCAGUUAUGUAUCUUUCUGUUGGCAUUCUCACAUUUAUCUCAACUGUCCCUGAUAUUCAGAGACAUUUCUGAAUUUGGCUCAAAAUGUUGCCCUGUCCCUUCUAAUCCCUGCUAAAACUAGCAAUUUGGGAAGAAAAGAUGGUGGAUUUCAGCUAAAUAAUGACAAUAAUUAGGAGUAUAGACUUUUUGUACUUCAGGAAAUGCAUGUUAAUUCACAUUCUCAUAUUCUGUCAGCUUAUAAAGUUAAUACAAUUAUUUUAGAAAGUGUCCUUGAUCAUUUCUGGAUUUUUCCCUGAUUCCGAAGGUAAGCGGUUGAGACAUCAUAAUAAUUUUUGCAGUAACAAAGAGAGGUGUUACCAAUGGUAAACACUUCUGACGUAAGUAAGAACAUCAAAUUUAUUAUAGUAAAAGAAAAGUAUGCCAUAUUAUAAAAGAACCAGACAUAAAAGCAAGGAUAAAAGACAACCAGAAUGUUUACGUAAAAUGUGGAAUAGCCUGAAUGUGUAUAUUGCAAAAAUAUGUUUAACUUUUUAUUCAGAAUGUAAUGCAAAUAGAAAAGGCACAGGUUGCCUGAAUUUUUGCUUUGUAUUACUUCAUAGAUUCAUGACAAUAAAUUUUGUUAUAGCUACCAAAA